AUGAGCGUUAAGAACAUGCCGUCCUUGAACCAAGUUUUAUCCGAAUUUGGUAUAUCUGAAUCUUAUGAUACCAGCGAACGUUCACGUAUCGAAUAUAAAGGUGUCGAUAAAUUCGUUAUAGACAGUUUCCAAAAAUUUUUAAUUAUGAAACAUUGCCAAGAAAAUUUAGCAUUUUUAAUAGUAACGAAUGGAUUUUUAAAAGGAUUAGAGAAGAAAUCCAAUGCCAUUAUCGUUAACAACUGGAAUUCUGAAGUUUAUUUCAAUUUUAUUAAAGAAGAUUCAAAAUAUGAGCUGUAUUUACCAUGGGCUUUAAAGGAAUCGUUUGAAAAAUCCUUUGCACUACAUGAAUUACCAUCUAUUCAAAGCGUGAGACAAGCUAGACGACAUGCAAUCAAUGCAUUACAAGAAGCGUAUCGACAAUUUUUACAAAUGACACACAAUACGAACAAAAAAAGAGGAAGUAACAUUAAAGAAUAG
This is a messenger RNA of Vanderwaltozyma polyspora DSM 70294, 477 nucleotides long. RefSeq names its product GTPase-activating protein RGS2 (gene RGS2). NCBI's taxonomy places the organism in Eukaryota, Fungi, Ascomycota, Saccharomycetes, Saccharomycetales, Saccharomycetaceae. The record is from RefSeq and is a predicted model, not a curated record. The transcript has a single exon. Bases 1 to 477 code for a protein of 158 amino acids.